CAGUUGCGUGAUCGUAUGUAUCAUCAUCAUCUUCAUUCUUGUUUCCAGCCAUUGGUUUCUAAUCUCUCUCUGCGCUCUCUCUCUCUCUCUCUCUCUCUCUCUCUGGCAAGCUAACAACUGUUCUCACUCAAAAAAAACAAAACAAAUCAAAACCCCUUUAAUACAAAACAAAUGAUCACUCUCCUCACCUUCAGAGCCUUCCCCUCAUGCAUCUCCCACCCCUUUCCUUCUCCCAAUAAAUCACUCCCUCCUUAUAUUCCCCAUUCAUUUUUCAUUUCAUUUAAUUAUAAACAUAUCUUCAAUUUUGGUAUUUCUAAUAAGCUUGCCAGAGCAACUCACAGCUCCUCCGCAGCAGAGUCUGCACUGGAUCAUGAUGCUGAAUUCAUCACCCGUGUUUCGGCGUGCAAAGAUUCUAAUGAAGCACUUGAGCUGAUUGCUGAAAUGACUGAGAGAAGUAGCGGAGUUGUGUCUGUUGAAGAUUGUUGUUCAAUUAUGUCUGCUGCUCUUGAUUGCGGUAAUGCUGAGCUGGCAUUGUCUGUUUUCUCCGCCAUGCGUUCUACUUUCGAUCAGGGUGUUGGAGAUAAAGGUCUAUCUGUUGAGAGAUGGAGGUGGUCAAGGCCAGAUGUAAAAAUUUACACAUUGUUGAUAUGUGGGCUUGCAGCUUCUCUUAGGGUUUCGGAUGCUCUUAGGGUGAUUGCAAAUGUCUGUCGGGUGGGAGUGUCCCCCGGUGAGGAGGUCCCUUUUGGCAAAAUAGUUAGGUGUCCCAGUUGUAUGCUUGCUGUUGCGGUUGCGCAGCCACAAGAUGGUAUUCAGGCUGUUUCUUGCUCUAAAUGCCGCUACCAAUAUGAGCUUGUUUCAGGGGACAUAAUCCGUAUCGAGUCGGAAGAAAUCAGCAUGAAUGUCCCUGCUUGGAAAAGGGGACUGCAAUUCCUGAAUAUAAUAAAGGAAGGCAUCCCUGCUGCUGUUCACUCUGUUGUGGUGCAAACUCCAUCUGGUAUUGCCCGAACACACAGGUUUGCUACUGCAACUGUUGAUCUUCCUGCACAGGAAGGAGAAAGAGUUAGUAUUGCUGUAGCUGCUCCAUCAAAUUGUUAUAGAGAGGUGGGUCCCCUAAAGCUUAGUGCAAAACCUCCCACCUUUUAUGCGGGAGAACCUAUGUGCCUGACUAACCACAGAGAUGGUCGAGAAUCUCCUUUAUUAAGGGCCCCAAGAAAAGAGGGAUCUAUAUCAUUGAUUAACCCAUCUACCAUUUUUCCACUUCUUGCUGUAUUGAGCUUCGGAGAUGCUGCAUCUGGCAUUAUAGAUCCCAGCUUGCCAAAUUUAAUUUCAGGUGCUGCAGUUUCAGCUCUUGCCAUUGGAGCAACAUUGAACAAUCUAGUUCUCCCGGAAUUAAGUCGUAUUCCACAGAGAACCGUGGAUGUCAUUGCUAUAAGGCAGAAACUUCUAGCUCAGUAUGAUGUACUUCAGACUCGUAUAAAGGAUUUAAAAGAAGCUUCUGAAAAUGAGGUGUGGAUGCUAGCUCGUAUGUGCCAAUUGGAAAACAAAAUAUUUGCUGUGGGAGAAACUUCUUAUAGUGCUCGGCAAGCCAGAGUCAAAAGGGUGCGUGAAGGCUUGAAAAGUUCUUUAAAGUCACGGAUUGAACUCAUUGAAAGCUAUGCAAAAAUAUCUUCAAUGAUCGAAAUUGAAGUAGAGAUGGACACAGAUGUUCUUGCUGCUGAAGCAGCUAGCAAUGCGGAACGAAUCGCUCAACAGAUCGAGCAAAUUAUGGAGCUCGAAAAUCUUGAAGAGAGAUGGAAACAACAGGCUGAGGCAAAUGACGAGGUGGAAAAACUCCUUAGCUCUCCAAACAUACAUGCAGAACGGAUUACCAAAUGAUAGCUGAUGACUAUUCUUUGAAAACUGUUCUUAAAUGAGCACCAGAGUGUGACAACUGUUGGGAAAAAAAUAUACAGGCACAGGCACAAGUGUAUAGAGAAGAACUCGGAUUGGCCAGAGAAAUGACAUAGUUGUAAAUUAGGUGCAUGAAUGUGUGUUACCUCAGGAUUAUAGCAUUUCAGUAAGAAACAUUAGAAUCUUACUUGAAUCUUGUUAUAAACUUUAACGAAACGUGUAUAUAUACUAACUAGAACAAGAGAUAAUAAUUUGAUAGUAUUUCUUCUUUUUAUCUA
Daucus carota subsp. sativus is the source of this 2168-nucleotide messenger RNA. RefSeq lists its product as uncharacterized. The transcript has 13 exons. The record is from RefSeq and is a predicted model, not a curated record. Gene Ontology annotation, molecular function: protein binding. NCBI's taxonomy places the organism in Eukaryota, Viridiplantae, Streptophyta, Magnoliopsida, Apiales, Apiaceae. Bases 172 to 1875 code for a protein of 567 amino acids.